AUGACCGCUCCCGUAUCCGCCUCUUGGGGCGACGUUCCUAGCCGCGAUCAACUUUUCGUACUUGUGACUGGAACAAACAGCGGUGUCGGCACUGGUAUCGCGCAGCGCCUGAUCGACGAGUUCCUAGCCAAGCGCUCUCUCACCUCACACCUCAUCCUCAUCGUGACCACCCGAAGCAGGUCCAAGUCCCAGCAGACCAUCGACAUAAUCCAAAAGCAUGUUCGCAAGGCGGCCGAGGCGAAGAAGCUGAGGGCCCGCGCGGGGCCCUCGUAUGAUCCCGAAUCCACAGUCUCGAGGAUACACCUGGUCGGCAUUCUGGUCGAUCUGUGCAACCUGCGCAGCGUCUACGCUGCCGCCAACCUGCUCAAGGAAGGCGGCGCGCCCGCGGUCGGCAGCAACUGCCCAUCGUCGGUGCGCGUCCCGCGCCUCGAUUCGAUAAUCCUCAACGCGGGCUAUGGUAACUGGACGAGCCUGAACUGGUGGAAACUCUUUGUGCAGUCGGUCACCAAGGGAUUCCCCGUCGCCUUCACGUGGCCCAAGUUCAAGAACGCCGCCAAGGGCACCCUCGUGGAUCCGCUCACCGGACGCAUCCUGACUAAGGAGCAGGCAAUCGCCGAGGGCCGGACCACGAGGGAGCUGCUCGGCGAGACCUUCACCGCCAACCUGUUUGGCCACUACAUGCUCGCCCACGCGCUACUGCCGCUGCUCAGGCGGACCCCUGAGCAGCUCAGAGAGGAGGCCUUGAGCCCCGCCAGGAUAAUAUGGCAGGGGAGCGUCACUCCCGGGCCCGACGACUUCUCCAUGUCUGACCCGCAGGGCCUGCGCCACCACGACGCCUACAACUGCGUCAAGCGCCUCAACGACAUACUCGUCUUCUCGUCGACGCUGCCCAAGCCCGAGCCCAUCGCCACGGCAUACCUCCUCGGCGAUGAUAACAAGGACGGCAGCAGCAACGAUAAGCUGGUGGCGCCGCGCAUGUACCUCACGCACCCAGGCAUCACCAACACGUCCAUCUUUGCCCUGCCGUGGCUGCUGAGCAUGGCAUGGGGCUUGGUGAUGUACCUCACGCGCUGGGUCGGGUCGGUGUGGCACGUCGGGUCGCCCUACAACGCGGCCGUCACGCCCGUGUGGAUCGCGCUCGAGGAGCAGGCCCGGCUCGACGAGAUAGAGGCGCACCGCUGCAAGUGGGGGAGCGCCUGCUCGCGCUGGCGCGGUACCCUGGGGGCCAAGAAGACCGAGGUCCAGGGCUGGGGCUGGGACGGCCGCCUGGCCUCGGACCCCAAUGGACGCCCCGCCGAGAGCGAGAAGGGCUUCCUGUCCAGAGAGUUGGGCAGGCACUGGCAGUCGGUCGAGCUAACGCAGGAUGCGCUCAACGAGUUUGAGGAGCUGGGCGCCGAGUGCUGGCGCGAGAUGGAGAGGUUGAGGAUCGAGUGGGAGGAGAGGCUCGGAGUCAGGCCCGCUGCCAACGGGGACAAGGUGGCAAUGGCUGCCUAA
This is a messenger RNA of Pyricularia pennisetigena, 1494 nucleotides long. RefSeq lists its product as uncharacterized. Gene Ontology annotation, biological process: ergosterol biosynthetic process. NCBI's taxonomy places the organism in Eukaryota, Fungi, Ascomycota, Sordariomycetes, Magnaporthales, Pyriculariaceae. Gene Ontology annotation, cellular component: mitochondrial outer membrane; endoplasmic reticulum membrane; lipid droplet. Bases 1 to 1494 code for a protein of 497 amino acids. The transcript has 2 exons. The record is from RefSeq and is a predicted model, not a curated record. Gene Ontology annotation, molecular function: 3-beta-hydroxysteroid 3-dehydrogenase (NADP+) activity.